Boleophthalmus pectinirostris (great blue-spotted mudskipper) is the source of this 3933-nucleotide messenger RNA. RefSeq names its product calcium channel, voltage-dependent, beta 4a subunit (gene cacnb4a). Bases 307 to 1275 code for a protein of 322 amino acids. The transcript is spliced from 11 exons. Gene Ontology annotation, cellular component: voltage-gated calcium channel complex. Gene Ontology annotation, biological process: regulation of voltage-gated calcium channel activity; neuromuscular junction development; chemical synaptic transmission. NCBI's taxonomy places the organism in Eukaryota, Metazoa, Chordata, Actinopteri, Gobiiformes, Gobiidae. Gene Ontology annotation, molecular function: high voltage-gated calcium channel activity. The record is from RefSeq and is a predicted model, not a curated record.
GCUCUGGAUGAGGAUGUCCCCGUAGCUGGGACUGGGGUCUCGUUUGAUGCCAAGGACUUCCUGCACAUCAAAGAGGUGCUAUUCACGGAUACGAAUCAUUUAUAAGUAUACAACAGCAGGAGAAGAAGCAGAAACAGGAAGUACAAUAAUGACUGGUGGAUUGGGCGUUUAGUGAAGGAGGGCUGUGAGAUCGGCUUCAUCCCAAGCCCUUUAAAACUGGAAAACAUCCGACUGCAGCAGGAGCAGAAGAGGGGACGAUUUCAUGGGAGCAAAUCCAGUGGGAACUCGUCCUCUAGUCUGGGUGAGAUGGUGUCGGGUAAGCAAAAGCAGAAAGUGGCAGAGCACAUUCCUCCAUACGACGUGGUUCCUUCCAUGAGACCAGUGGUGCUGGUGGGACCCUCUCUCAAAGGCUAUGAGGUGACAGACAUGAUGCAGAAAGCACUCUUUGACUUCCUUAAGCACAGGUUCGAUGGAAGGAUAUCCAUCACCAGGGUAACGGCUGACAUUUCUUUGGCCAAGAGGUCAGUACUGAAUAACCCCAGUAAGAGAGCCAUGAUUGAGAAACCCAACACGCGCUCCAGUCUGGCGGAGGUGCAGAGUGAGAUAGAGCGUAUUUUUGAGUUGGCCCGGUCUCUGCAGCUCGUUGUUCUGGACGCGGACACCAUAAACAACCCGGCUCAGCUCAUUAAGACCUCUUUAGCUCCCAUCAUCGUCCACGUCAAAGUCUCCUCGCCCAAGGUGCUCCAACGUCUGAUCAAAUCCAGAGGAAAGUCUCAGAGCAAACACCUGAAUGUGCAGCUCGUUGCAGCUGAAAAACUCUCACAAUGUCCUUCUGAGAUGUUUGAUAUAAUCCUGGAUGAGAACCAAUUGGAAGAUGCGUGUGAACACCUGGCGGAGUACCUGGAGGCGUAUUGGAGAGCCACACACACGUCUCUGAGCACUCCCCUCAACCCUCUGCUGGGACGAAACCUGGGCUCCACCGCACUCGCCCCCUAUCCCGCUGCCAACCAGGCCCAAAGAAACCGCAACAGUAACCACACAACGUCGGACCACUCUCCAGUCGAGCGUCGCAGUCUAAUGCCUGCAGAUGAAAACUACCACAACGAACGUGCUCGCAAGAACCGCAAUCGCCUCUCCUCUGGGUCCCAACACAGCCGGGACCACUCCCCUUUGGUCGAGGAGGACUUCCAGGACCCCUACCAGGACUCCUAUAAACCCCACCGCAACAGGGAGUCUCCGGGCGGGUACAGCCAAGAAGCAAGACACCGCGUUUAAACUUAGAACCACUUCAAUCUAGACAAGUCUUGUCAAAUUGGAAGCUAAGGACCACAAUAUAGUGAAGUUUCUACGCCUAUCUGGACCAAUAUAACAUGUGUAGGAUUUCACGUUCCCUGCAAAAUGUAUAGCUCUUGUUGUAUAUGACCAAUGUUGAUGGAAGGAGUAGCACAAGAGCAUACACUAAGGGAUUUAAACAGGCUUUUUGAAGCCGAAAUUCAUGUGUGAUGUUACUGUAGCAUGCAGGGAAGGCUAUGAACAGGUGAACUGGCAAGCCCAUGGCCAAAGUACUCAGCAACAAUGAAAAAGACCAACUCAGAACCAGUUUGCACGCACCAGGAGCUUGUGGAAAAAGUUUAGAGGCUCCGUGAGUUUGUUUGUCUUCGAUGUGAGUGAAAAUAUCCACUCGAUGCCUGCGCUGAAAAAUUGCAUUGAUUUUGAAUGGUGAAUUACUGCCCCAAUCAUGAUGCCAUUUUGAUAGUCUAGCCUGGCCAGCCAUACACAUCUUCAAAAAUGAUUUUAUUACAACUUUGUUUAGCUCAUGUUUUUAAAAUUGUGCUUUAUUUUAAAUUAAUAAAACAAUACCCAGCCUUAAAAAAUAAUCUCUCAAACCACUUCUUUUUUUAUUUAAAAUUUUAUGCAAUUAAAAUGAUUUAGAUUCUUAUUUUGAGUUUUUUACAAAUUUUUUUAAAUUAAUAUUGUUAUUUCAUAUGGAGUGAAUAAAUAUUAUCUAUGAGUGUAAAUUGAAUGCAUUAUCACUAUUUGACAGCUAUUAUGGAUAAGAAAAUUGCACUUAAUUAUUUUCAGAGAUGUCAGGAUAACAUAACCAGAUCAUAUUUUAAAAUAAAUCUAAACGAAUUAUCAGAAUAUAAAACAUUUUCUUACAUGUGCAUAUACAGAGGUUUUCUUUCAGUUUAAAAUGGGUUGAACUUGAUAUAUUUCUCUAAUAUGUUUAGUAUCCUGUGUUUCUUACCCAGUUCUGACCUGUAUAUAAAGGUACACUAGGUAACUUUCCUGGUGGAGGAUGUGCCAUUUGCUUGCCUCCGAGGAGAUGCAUUUGCUUUGCCUGGAAUGUUCUGCAGUACGUAAUUUAACUUGUAUAUCUUACAUUUAUUCAUACAUCUGCAUCUGUACUUGGCCUGGGAGUAUCACCUGCUUGCUGCUUAAUGCCGUUCUGUGGAACAUUUCAGGCAAAGAAAUAACUUGUCCAGGGACACCUGUGGCAAACCCUGUAGAAGAAAAGUUACACAGUGCACCUUUAACAAUUUAAUCCUCAAACAUGGAAGGCAAAUUCAUUAUAUUGAUUAGAAGAGCAGUUGGUGUGGCUGGCCAGGCUAACAGUAAAUCAAUAUUUCAGAAUGCAAACUGACACCGAAACACAUUCUAAAGCUGUACUCCUCAGGAAAGGGCGCUCAUGGAGAUGUAGCAUCGAUGCACUUAAUAUUAAGAUGGAUUUAUUUUCAAGUUAAAUUAUAAAUAGUUGUCCUUCAUUUUUCUCUUUUCAUAAAUACUGCUGUAAUGUGGGUCAUAUGGAUAGUAUAUUGUCUAAAUACCAGUUUUACAGUACUUUCCUACUACUACUAUGACUACUACUAUGCUGCUACUACUACUUCUGUUACUACUUUGAAUGUUGUGACAGACUUAAAUGUGACAACUAAAUGUCCUUAUCCCUCUAAUUUUGCUUUAGUUUGUACAGAGUAUACUACCACCUACUACUGUCCUACUACUACUGAAUUGGUUUACACCUUGCAAAGAGAUUUUACAGCAUUUUUAGCUCAUCUUAGAUACUGCUAAAACUGGUGUCUAGUCAUUUCUAUCUUCAAUUAUACAAACACACAGAAAAUAAAUUAUUUAGAUUACAGAAAUAUAUUGACAUUCUAUUUUUUCUCUUUUUUCUUAAUGAUGCUGUGUGUAACUUUUCUUGUAGGGAUUCCACUACUUGCUUGUCUCCAUGGUGAUGUUAAUCUUUGCCUGCAAUGGUCCACUGUAUGGCGUUAAACUUAUCCAUCUUGAAUUUAUUCAAUUACGGGUAUUUUUGUUGCUCAAAAUUUCCUUGAAAAACAUGCAUUCCGAUAGUGAGCGGGCCUCUCCUGACCCGUAACUUGGCCUGGUGGUGCCACUAUUUGCCUCCAUAGAGAUAGAUACUUUUAAUGCCAUUCUGUAGAACAUUCCAGUUAAACCAAUCAAGUCGGAAUACAGGCAAGCAGGUGCCAGACUCUCCAUUAGAAAAGUUACAUAGUGGAGCUUUAACCAUAUCCUACAUUGAUUUUGUUGUUACCUGUAAAAGUAAAAUGGCCAGGGAUAUGCUGAAUCUUUAUGUCACUGAAAAAAAUGACCAGUUUUAAUUUUUAUUAAUAUAUGAAUUUACUUGUAUGCUGCCAGCUGUUACAGAAAUAUAAAUAUACCAUUAUGUUUUACUGCCAUAUCCAUAUAACUUGUAAUUUAAAAUGCCAGAGACUCUUUACAAACGGACAAUAGACUUCUGUUACACUAUCCGGCAUCUUAAACAGUAGCUUUUCUUGUUGAUGUUUUGAACUUUGGAGCAUAAGAAGAAACCACUGGAUCUGAAACUGCCUGUGAGAGAAUGAUGCACUGAUUAUUGGUUUGUGUGCCAUGCCUUUUACAAAAACAAUGAAAUAAACUGCCCUUAUGCUACAA